Messenger RNA from Closterium sp. NIES-65, 2751 nucleotides. Lineage: Eukaryota; Viridiplantae; Streptophyta; Zygnematophyceae; Desmidiales; Closteriaceae. The record is from the annotation of a GenBank genome assembly.
AUGAUAGGCAGACUGGGCUCAGUAGUUGGCGCGGAUUCCCCAUCACCGCUUGGCCUGCACUCCGCUGUCCUCCGCGCGCUCCUCGACCCCCGCCUCUCCCCCGCGUGCUUCCCCGUCCGCUCCUCGGAGUGGCUGCCACAGGUGCCGCUUGUUGCGCCUGGGAGAUCGGCGUCGUCGGCUCCUCUUGUGGCAGUGGAGCGCCCUGAGCGCUCGCUGAAGGAUUUCCUUGGCGCUCUGGGUCGCGACUGCACCGCGGAGAGCGAUCCCGCUCCCCAUCCGCUUCCUCCUGCACGCCCUGCCGCGAGCGUACCUGUUGCUCCAGCGGCGUCCGCUGAUCAGAUCCGCCGCCGCUUCGAGGACCAGCAGCGCGAGCUGGCCCGGCGCGCGGGCAGGUCCUUGUCACCGCCGGAGCCCCUGCGCUCGGGGGCCACUUUGCGCUCCGGCGCAGAGGCUGUGGCGCACCAGGAGCGUUCGCCUCGCCGUCGCUCAUCGGCAGCUCGCGACGAUAAGCGGGAGAGCCGCCGUGAUGAUCGUCACGAUGCGGCCCGUUCGCCGCUGUCUCCUCGUUCGCCUCGUCGCGUGGCGUCGCGAAGCCGAUCCCGUGACCGCCGUUCGUAUCGUCAUCGUUCACCCCCUCCUCGUUCAUCUCGCCAGCGGUCGCCUGCCCGCCAGACGUCUAGGCGUCGGCCCCCAGCUCCGCGUUCGCCCCCUCCUGCAAAGCGCCAACGGCUCUACUCCCCUCGUCGCGGGGACCGUUUUCCUGGCCGCCAGCGUCAGCAGGGCCCAUCUCGCUCGCAGUCGCCUGUGCGCUCGAGCGCAAGUGGGCAUGCGCGUCGUGGGCGUGCGCGUCGUGGGCGACGGGGAGGUGACUGUCACGGCGGAAAAGCGGGUCUAGCGCCGUCCGCAAUGGAGCGCCGUCUUCUGGAUAGGCUUGAUAACGUGGAGAAGGAGCUUCGUCGCUCGCGUGCUGCGUCGGCAUCACCAUCAACUCCUCGCGCUGCUCCCGUCGUCCCUCUCUCCGCGCUCCUGCCCCACAAUCCCUUUGGAUCCCCGGCGCGUUCGGAGCAGCCGCUGCCUGCAGGGACGGGCUUCGUAGGUGCUGGUGGCGGGCCGCCGUGGGCUCUGUUUGCUCCGCCGCGUCCUCUUCCUGCUCCGCGUGAUCUCGCCGUGUCGUCUCACCGUGCCCGCGUGUAUGCGUUGCUUCCGCCGAUGAAGGAAGUUCCCACGGCGACCCUCGCCCGCCUAUGGUCGCUGGCGGCGUCCCUUAGAGCCUUGAGCGGAUUCUCCAGGAGUCAUUUGACUCCAUGCCAGGUGGGCAUGGCAGCAACGCUAGCCGGAGUGUGCCAGGUGCCACUCACAUCAGUCCUUCUCCUCUUUGAACUCACUCGCGACUACCGUAUUAUUCUGCCCCUCAUGGCCGCUGUUGGCAUCGCCGCUUGGAUCGCUGCUCCUGCCACCACACCACCAUCAUCCCCAUCACCAACAGCACCAGCUGCAGCAGCCGCAGCAGUCCCGGUAUCAGCAGCAGCAGCAGCCCCCACGCUUGCACUGACAGCAGAGCAGCAAUCAACAUCCUCGUCACAACCACCAUCCUCUUUAGAAGCCAGACCCACCUCGUCCUCCUCGCUCCUCUCGUCUGCUGCUCUCCCCCUCGCCAUCACCUCCCCGGGGGACUACACGGACUUCGCAGACGACUCGGCAUCGCUGGACGUGCGUGACGGAGUGCUGCUGGAGGAGCAGGUGCAGCGCGAUCUGGCCGUCUCCCAAGCCAUGCGCCCCGCCUCCAGCCCCUCCGUUGCCGCCGUGCCGCUGCUGCUGGUGCAGCCGCGCGAGUACAGCUCACAGGGAAGGCGUGAUGGGGAGACGGGUUAUAGGGCACAGGGAAGGGUUGGUGGGGAGGCGGAAAAUAGGGUGAGGGCGGUGGGGGUAGCAAAUCCUGAGUCAGGUCAAGAUGCAAGUGGUGUGGGGGAGGUGGAGUACAGGCCGAGCACGGUGGGGGAAGCUGUGGCAGCGAUGGUGGCGAGCCGGCAGUGGUGCUGUGUGGUGGUGGGGGAUGGGGGCCGGUUGGAGGGGCUGCUUACACUGGUGGACGUGCAGCAGGAGGUGGAGAGGAGGGUUGCUGCAGAGAGAAGAGGAGCAGGGCGGGGAGGGAGGGGUGGGAGGAGAGGGCAAGGAGGGAGAAGGUUGAGAGGGGAAGCAGGGGGGGGAGGGAGGAAGGGGGCAGGAGACGAAAGCAGUGGAGAGAGAGAUGGGAGUGGUGGGGAAGGUGACACAAGUGGCACCGGUGCAGCUGAUGGUGGUAUUGCAGCUAGCGUGACUACUGCCAACGUGACAGUAAAGGGGGCGGUGGAAGGUCUACCAGUGUCUGUGCUAUGCACGCCGUGGCAGCAGCUAGAGACCAUCUCCCCAGCCGCCUCCCUCUACGAGGCUAGAAGGAGACUCACUGCCCGCGGCAUCCGGCAGCUUCCCGUGGUGCUUCAGGUGGCGAGGGGGAGAGGGGAGGGGAGAGGAGAGGGGAGAGGGGGAGAGAGGGGGCAGGAGGGGAAUGAGGAGGGAGAGGAUGGGCGUGGAGUGGAGAGAGGGGGGAGGAGAGAGGGGAUGGAUGAGGUUGGAAGGGAGACGAUGCGAUUGGAGGAUGGGGAGGGGAGGGAGGAGAGGGGGAGUGAUUUGCUGCUGGUGGGGCUGCUGGAUCGGGACGACAUUGCACGGGCGUGCAGGGCUGAGGCAACCAAACGGCUGCUACAGCUGUAG